AUGACUGCAGUGCCUGAUGGGAAUGCUCAACCAGCGCCUCUGUUUGCAAGUGUCCCUGGAGCUGCAUCAAGUGCGACAACAGCGCUGGGCUUUUUGAAUCAGUGCAAUGUGCCUCCAGCGACACCUCAGGUAAACAGUGCUUUCGAAAUGCUUGGACGACCACCAACGAGCCCUUCAAAGACUGUGGAGUUCAACAAGGAGGAGACAAUGAUGAAGGCCUUGGUGGCCGCGUUGAGCGGAGACCGCAAGUUGCUGCCUGGUUGGAAUGGUAACGUGGAGACCUUGCGUGGAUGGCUGCGCCAGCUUUCUCUAUGGGAGCUGGAUAACAACCUGCCGAAGAACAGAUGGGGUCUCAAAUUGCUUCAGUCGUUUUCUGAAGGGUCUGCCCCGAGGAAGAUAGCUGAGACGAUCGAUGUGUCUACGUUGACUUCAGAUGCUGGCUACGGAGCGAUCCUUUCAGCUAUCCUGGCAAAGUAUGCACCCUUUUUGGAAGCGGCUGGACCAGCCUCUAUCGAAGCUUUCUUCUAUGGCGGCGAGCGAUCCAAGCAGGAAUCCUUCUCAACCUAUGUUGCAGCCAAGGAGGUCGCUUUGCAAGAGUUGGAAGCCAACUUAGGUGAACGGCUCCCAACGAAAAUUGCUGGUCGAAUUCUCCUGCGGCAUGCAGGUCUUUCAGACACUCAACGUGAGGCAAUGGCGGUGAAGUAUAACUCCAUGAUGACCUUCGAACAAGCUUCAAGUGCACUUCGUCCUCUUGAUCGUCCAGAAGCUCUUGUGACGAAAGUGGCCAAGACAUAUAUGGCCGCGACAAACAAUGAAGACCUGUCAGAACAACCUGAUGGGGAUGAGGACGAAGAAUAUGACAAUGAGGAGUUACAGCCGGAUGAUGAUGGCUCAGGUCCAGAGAGCGAUGGCAAUGGGAACCUGACCUACUUGCUCUACGAUGCCAAUGAGGAGUUUACUGAAGAGGAGACUGCCUAUAUCUUCGCCUACAACUCAGCAUACCGAGAUGUGCGUCGUGAACUGCAGGCGAGGAGAAAGGGCAGGCAGUUUUUCAAACCUCGUGGAAGUGGUGUGAUCAAAAAGGGCAAGAACAAAGGACACAAAGGCCAGUCCAAGGGAAAGGGUCAUUCAACCUCUUUCCGAAGUGGUCAAGGUCGAGGUCGAGGAAAUCGUGGAACUCCUGAGGAGCUCAUGGCCAAGACAAGAUGCUUUUCAUGUGGCCAGUUGGGUCACAUGAGCCGAGAAUGUCCUCAACGAGGUGAAGGCCAAAGCUCAAAUUUCUUUGUGUGCCAAGGGAGCUCAGGUGUUCAGAACCGUGUCUACGUCAACAUCUCUGAGUCCAAGGAGAAGCAACUCUCUGUGUUUGCUGGCGUACAAACUCAGGGCCAUGAAGCUGUUGUGGACACGGCAGCAGAAGAAGCUGUGAUUGGUAGUACUGCAAUGUUGCGCCUUCGAGAACAACUAGCUCAACAUGGUCUUCAACCAGUUCAGGCCAGUGGAGCCACGGUGACCUGUGCGGGGAUUGGUGGCAGUGCAAAGAUUGUUGGUGUCUUUGAUAUCCCAGUCGGGGUUGCAUCAACAAAUGGACUUUUGAGGGUGACUGAGAUCACCGAUGAAGGUUCCUUCAAGACGCCCUUCUUGCUGCCGAUCUCCUACAUUGAGUUGGUUGGGGCCACCAUUGACACCAAUCGUGAACAGUUCAUCUUGCGCAAUGGCAAGAGCACUCCAAUGAAACGGGUGCCAUCAGGACACCGCACUAUCUCCGUUAUGGACUUUUUCAACAACAAGUGGAUGGUGCCGGAUCAAUUGCGCGCUGAACUCAAUCUCAAGGAUGUGAAUCCAUUUCUCAUUCCAAAGAAGCAGAUGCGGAAGAAUGUCACCUUUCAGCAACGACCUGGUGUUGCCGUGUGGAUGAAAACAGAAGACCGACGUCAUUUCAUGGGAAUUUUGAAAGGUCGCAGAAACACCUUGGUCGACCCCAAAGAAAUUUUCAGUGCUGCCGUUUUGACAACUUUGAAACCAUCACGGGUGACAGUGAUGUGUUUUUCGAAACUUUUGCAACUUUUGCCUCUGUUGGAGAUGUUGCACCCCAUCAUGCUGCACAACUUCCUGUCCCUGAUCAUGUUUGCGGUGAUGUUCACAAUGCUCUAUCCUGCGAGGCUGCCACCAUUGCGACCAACGCAAGCUUCGGUCAUGCAGUGCAGGACCCAGGGCAAUCAAAAUGUGGGGAUGUGCCAUGCGGUUGUCAACAACAUGUCAAAGAUGUCAAGCAUGUUCACUUCAGUGAUGCAAUUGAUGAUGUUUCAAACAUACCAUGUCAUGCAGUGCAAAGCGUUGGAGUUCAGCCGGCCGACAUCGGCAGCAGCAAUCGGUCUCAAGAGUUCCAGCUCGCUGACCGACGUGUACCUCAAGUUGCUGAUGCCUCCGAAGACCUUGCAGGAUCGAGUGGCAGCAUGGCUUGUGGCAGACGACCAGGAGAUGGCAGAGUCUCCGGUCAGGGCUCACCGCAGUGCCCUGCAGAAGAUCUAUGCGGCUUGGCGCCGAAUGAUCAUCAUGGUCUUCCGCACCUACCUGGAGAUCCUUCAGCAGUCUGCAGCGGACUACCUGGUGAGCAGAAACCAAGGAACAGUCGUGUCCCUGCCCAAGCGCGACCAGCCUGUGGACAAGAAGUCAACCAAACCAGAAGGUCGAGUUCGCAGGGGAAUCGGGCAACCGCUUCCUCGAUCUACAGCCUCCAAAGAAUGGCAGUACGAGCCUUCCAGCUGUGCGCACGCCGAAGAAAUGCUGCGCCAAAGGGGCUCGAAGCAGAUGUUUUGGUGGACUUGCCUUGGAUGCGGAAGCCGCUGGCAGAGAUUGGAAUGGGAGAUGGACCAGGUGGAGAACGCAAAGACAUGUGCAAGUUCAUCCACCGAUCGAGCCAAAGUGAAGGAGCAGAAGGUGACCGCAUCCUCCAGUGCGACGUACCCUGCAAGACUGCCUCCACCCAAGUCAAGGCCAGAUCUGAAAGCCCUGGUGAUUCAAGAUGCAGGAGUACCUCAAAACCUGAUGCCACCUUCGCCCACGGAGGAGCUCGACAAAUCUCCCAAGGACGACAUCGACAAGUCUCCGAUGUCAAAUCCACUGAUGACUCAAGGACCAAUCAUGCCCAAGCAGAAUGUGCAGAUGACAGCGGAUCAGGAGCUGGAGCACCGGAUUCUUCUUGCUGCCGAAGAACGUCGAGCAAGCCGCAGGAAGCUGCUCUCAGGAGGAGGAAAGUCCACUGGCACUUCAGGACUUCAACAUGGUGCCGGAGGACAAGUGAAUGAGACGAAGCAGCAGAAGCCCAAGGACAAGUCGAGAGCAGCCUUGGGAACAGUUGCGAAAGCCGUGAUGCUCUCCUAUGUCGUGAUUUGGUCUUGUCUUGCAGCUACAGAAUCCAGGUUGUAUGACCUGAUGGGCUCACCUAUGCCUCGUGACCCCAGCGCUGCGGAGGAGACCGAGAACGGCAUCAAUCCUUUUGCAUUUUCCUUGAAUGACAGCCUCAAAGAGCUGUCCAGAACUGACUUUGAUGGAAUGCCCAAGUUUUUGGAACGAGGCCAACGACAUUUUGUUGUUGGAGCACUACGAAGCUACUUGGAUGAUGUCGGCGAAGUGUACUCGCCACCACGGAUCACCAAGGAAGCAAAGAAGCAAGGCCUCAAAGGCCAGAUCGCUCUUGACCUCUCAACUGGAUGGGACUUUAGGCGUCGUGAACACCGACAACAAGCAUUGCAACUGAUAGCCAAGAGACGACCUGCAGUCUUGCUGUUGUCACCACCAUGCACGACGUUCUCUCCAUUGAGAAGGUUGACCAACAAAAAGAGAGAUGCUGCUCAAGUUCAAGCUGAAGAAGAUGAAGGUGACUUGCACAUGGAUUUCUCUGCAAGUCUGGCUGAGAUGCAAAAGCGUGAAGGCAGAGGCUUCAUACUGGAACAACCGGCACCAGCGACUUCUUGGAAAAGAACAAAGGUAAAAAGGCUCCUUGACGAUGAGGAGGUCUACACCAUCCGAGUUGACAUGUGUCGCUAUGGUCUUCGAGCUCAAUGUGGACCUUAUCAAGGGGAAUUGGUUCAAAAGCCAACGGUGCUGGCAACAAACAUACCGGAGAUUGCAGCUCAUGCCAACAAGGUGUGUCAGAAAGAUCAUCAACACGGUCUCUUGAUCGGCGGCGCAGCAAAACAUGCCGCAGUUUACACACCUGCCUUUGUCAAAGCAGUGGUGAAUGGCAUCAAAGAAGCUCUUGGAGUGAAGAUGCCAAAACAACCACCGGAACUUCAACAAGCAUUUCUCUUUGGCAAAACCCUCGGUGCUCAAGCUCAGAUUUUUGCUGUGGAUUGCCUUGAAGUGGAUGCCGAAGUUGAUUUGGCCUAUGGACUUAAUGGACUUUACCCUGAACUUCAGGAGGGCCAAGCAUCCACACCAGCCCAUGGACUUUUGCAGCCCGAUGGACUUCGAACGGCUGCGGGGCUGGAAAGAUCCGAUCUUCCAGGAUCUUCCACAGCAAACUUUCCAAUCUCCAUGGAUGUUGAUGCACCGGAGGAAGAAGCAGAUGAAGAUAUGGUGGUUGAAGCCAGACGCCAAAUGCGACUGGUGGGAGAACAACCAGGUGUUGCGAAUGCCCUUGAAAAGAUGGAGGACUUCCAGAAGACUGCCGAUGAAGGUGAAUUUUCUUUGGCUCCAAACCUCCGUCGAGAAGUUCACAGGGUACAUCGCAACCUAGGCCAUCCAGGUCUGGAGAUCUUUGUGCGAGCUUUGCAGAAUGCUGGAGUUCAAGAUCACAUUGUGGCCUGGACGAAACGUCAUUUCAGAUGUCCAACCUGUGAUGCACGACCACGUCCAAAGCCAUCCAGACCAGGCCACUUGAUGCGAGCUCUGGAGUUCAACACAGUGGUGGGCGUGGACCUUUGCUUUUUGGAUUUCAAAGGACACCAGUUCAUCAUACUGAACAUGUUGUGCUGGGGAACCAAUUUUCAACAAGCCAGUCUUUGCAAAGACAAAUCAGCAGAAGAGGUUCUCAAUGGACUUAUGACCUGUUGGAUCCAGCACUACGGCCCACCUGUGCUUUUGAUCAUGGAUCGGGGCAAAGAAUUCUACAACGACAAGCUGCAGAACACUAUUGGCGGCUUGGGAGUUGGUUUGCACUACAUUGAUGCCCAGAGUCCAUGGCAAAACUCCAGAACAGAGCGAGCGGGGGGAAUCCUGAAGGAUAAAAUCCUUGCAACAGCCCAAGCAGCAGCAGCUAACACGGAAGAAAUUCCAAUGGUCCUAUCCGAAGUGGUGACAUGCCGCAACCGCUACAUGGAUCGAUUUGGAUUUUCUCCCAUGCAGAGGGUUUUCGGCAAGAACCUACGCCUCCCAGCCAGUUUGAUGUCCACCGACGCCCUCAACAGCGAGCUCACUGAUGUUGCGGCAGGAGACCCAAUUCACCGAGCCUGGCAAAUUCGUGAACUGGCGUCUCAAGAAUGGCUUCGACGUCAAGAUCAAGGAGCCAUACGCAGAAGCAUCAGAGCUCAAACAAGAACCACAGACCAGGUUAAAAUCCCUAUUGGUUCCUGGGUGUAUGUCUUCAGAGAUUCACCAUCUUACAAAGGAUGGGUUGGCCCAGGAGUCACCAUAGCAGAAGAUCCGUCAGGGAAGUCCACUUGGAUUUCGAUGCGUGGACGACUUUGGAAAGCCUCACAGGAACAACUUCGACUUGCCACACCUGAAGAAGAGCUUGGAGCCGAGCUCAUUGUGGAGCUGUCCAAAGAGAUGCUGACGAAACUUCAAAAGCCUGGCCAUGUGGUCUUUCAAGAUGUUUCUAAAGAAGGUGGUCCCACCGACGACUACUUUGAUGAAGUCAUGAGAACUUUGGAAGUUCGAGAAGAAGGUGACCACCGGCCGAGUCAGCCACGUGAAUCAAGCUCAACUUCAAGUACCGGCAGUACAACUGGCCAAACUUCGAACACUACGGAAUCGGCAAGUUUGGGUCUGGGCAACACCGAAGAAGGUUCAAACUCAGCCAUUGCGGCUGGAUCUGAACAGCCCAGCAGACGUGCGAGUGCGCUGUCUGAACAAGUUGAAGGACAAGAACCUAUGGAAGUGAUUCCGGAAGAAGAGGCUAUGGAUGUGAGCCACAAUGAAGCAAGCAAUCCAGUCAGUGCACAGCCUCCCAACUCUUCCUUUGGACCUUCAACUCCAGCACGGACACGUCCAAUGCCAUACUCAACAGUGCCGAGGCCGAGAACGACAAAUCCUAUGCGAAUGAGGGAUGAUGGAAUCCUUCUUGACCAGCCAGAGACACCGGUGAUCAAUCAAGAUUCCGUCACUGGCCCAACACCAACUCUGACGAAUCGAUCCUUCACACCGGCGCCAUCGAGGGCUCCAUUUCCAUUUUCUUCAGGCGUACCAUCACUGCCUCGUCCACCAGGACAAUCCUUCUAUUUGGAAGUUAUUGACUUCGAUGAAUGUGCUGAAGAAGCUGUCACUGGUGACCGAACAGUUUUCAUUGGUGCAACCUGGAGAAUUGAUCGUGAUCGACGUCAGAAGACGCUACAGCCAUUGAUGGAGGAUGGUGAAACUUUUGCAGGACCACAAGCCGAGGCGAGCUACUCGGUCAGAGAUCGAUGCAUGUAUGUCUCCAAGGCAAAAUCUUCCUUUGGACAAGUUGAAUUCUCCAAGCUGGAAGAAGCCGAGAAGAUUCAGUUCAGAGCAUCUCGGAAGAAAGAGCUGGAGAGUCUUGUAGCCACUGGAGCGGUGGUGAUUCUUUCAUUGGAAGACAGCUUGAAGUUUGCCAAGGAGACGCCAGAGCAGAUCAUCGACUCCAAGUAUGUGGACCGUUACAAACCAGUAGCAGUGUCCCGCCAAAAGCUGGAAGAGUACAAGGUCAAAGCUCUUCAACAAGGUCAUCUGCAGGCCAUUGAACUGGAGACUGACGCCACAAACCCAAAGUCACGGCUAUGUGCAGUUGGUUGGCAGGAUCCUCAGAUCAUGGAGGUGGAACGUUCUUCGCCCACUCCUUUGUCAACAAGCUUGUACGCAUGCCUCCAGUUAGCAGCUAGCAGAAGAUGGAAGACCCGAGUGAAGGACGUGAAGACGGCCUUCUUGCAAAGCCUUCCAACAACGAGGUCCAAGCCCCUGGCAUGUCGUCUUCCAAGGGACGAAACACCUGAAGGUUUGGAUCCGAGGCAGCUACUGCUUCUCAAAACCGAGAUCUAUGGCCUUGUCUCAGGACCAAGCUGGUGGAGACGAACCUUGUUGAAAGUUGCAACAGAAAACCUUGACUAUGUGGUCAACUGCUAUGACCGAUGCGUGCUGACCCUUCCUGCCAAAGAUCCACAACCAAAUGCUUUGAGCGAAGGUUUCAUUGUCAUUGAGGUGGAUGACAUAGCAGAAGCAGGCAGUGAGGAGCACAUGAAACGCAUGCGAGAAUUGGAAGCGACAUUGAAAUUUGGGAAGGUGGAAGAUCUUCAAACUGACCAAGGCACAAACUAUGCUGGCCGCUUUUUGAGACAGCUCCCAGAUUUUUCAUUUGAGAGCAACAUGGACGAAUUUAUCUACACGCGGCUGGAACCGAUUGUGCCACAGCGAAAGGUUUUGAAGAAAGAUGCAAGCAAAGUGAAGCUUUCGGAAAGCGAGAAGACGCAACUACGUGGGUUGAUAGCCUCCUUAAACUGGGUGUCACGUGAAGGAAGACCAGAUGCAGCUUCAGCAGCAUCAAUUCUGGCCUCUGCAUUUCCUGAGCCCACCAUGGAGCACAUCUUCGAAGCGAAUGACGUGGUGAAACAUCUGAAGACUUUCCCGGUAGUUUUGCGGAUCCACGCCAUUCCAGAAAGUAGAUUGCGCCUUUUGUUGAUUGCUGAUUCUGCCUUUGACACCAGUGGGAAAGAAAAAUCACAGCAUGGUUGGUUGCUUGGUUUUACCGAUCCGACCUUGAACCUUGGUGAAAAUGCCCCGGUGUCAUUGGUGCAGUGGCGUUCAAAACGCCUCCGUAGGAAAGCUUCAUCAUCUUUGUUGUGCGAAUCAAUUUCACUGUCGGCUGCGACAGGUGCUCUGGAACGCCUGGACUCUUUCUUUCAGAGCAUUUGCCAGUCAAAUUUCAAUCCUCGUAGGAAACAACUGACCGAAGAUCAGUAUUUGGAAGCCUCUGGAAAGGCGACUGUCAUCGCUUCCGACUCUGAAAGGUUUCAGGACCCACAUGGUGUUUGUGUGAUGGAUGCCAAAAGUCUUUUUGAUGCUUUGUGUUCUGAACAAAGUCAGGGAGAAGAUGACAGAAGCGCAUUAGAGAUAGCGAUCAUACGUGAAAGCCUGUCAGUCUGCAGAAGCCGGCCACGGUGGGUCCCUCACAAUUGUAAUCCAGCAGACAGUUUGACGAAGGUUGCUGGGGGACACCACGAACCACUGUUGAAACUGUUGAAAACCAGCCGUUUUGUGAUUGAGGAUGAAAACGUGGUUCUUAGCCGAGAAAAGCAGUCUGACAGCAGAAGAAAAUCCAACAUGCAGCUCCAUGGAACAAGAGUUUUGGGGACUGAGAAACACAUUCCAGUGACAUGUACAGUCCUUGCUCCGAUAGACGUCUUGGGCACAAGUAAAAACAGGAUAGCCUGUGCUGUGACCGCGCUUCGCGCUCUUGAACAAAAUCCACGACAGUCCCAAGAUCUUCAAGUCCAUGAUGCUUGGCAUCUGAGGCGCCGAUCUGCUCCGGAACAUCUGGAAAUGCACUGGAAGUGGGCCUGGCAGCAAAAAGGAGAAGACUUUACCAACAAUCAGUUGGAUAAAUUUAGCAAAAAGGAAGUCACAGACCCCGCUGUGAACCGCACCACUGUACAGAUGGACAGGGAAGCCCAGCCGCUGGAGCAACUGAAACCUGACUCUGGAAGCUGGUUGCCUUAG
Molecule: messenger RNA, 8889 nt
Organism: Cladocopium goreaui
Lineage: Eukaryota; Dinophyceae; Suessiales; Symbiodiniaceae
Source: the annotation of a GenBank genome assembly